This is a messenger RNA of Schistocerca americana (American grasshopper), 1307 nucleotides long. RefSeq names its product oxidative stress-responsive serine-rich protein 1. The record is from RefSeq and is a predicted model, not a curated record. Gene Ontology annotation, biological process: cellular response to hydrogen peroxide. Bases 189 to 1022 code for a protein of 277 amino acids. NCBI's taxonomy places the organism in Eukaryota, Metazoa, Arthropoda, Insecta, Orthoptera, Acrididae. The transcript is spliced from 3 exons.
UACAAUAUCUCUGUAAACAGAGUUUCAAUAAACAGAAAAUUAUGGCGUAUAGUGUGGUGUUAGGUGCAUAGUCAUCUUGUUGCGGAGACAUUGUGAUAUAUUCGAGCAAUACUUGUGCGCCUCUGAUUAAUUUGGGAGGAGAGUAGAGGUACAUGUAACGAUAUCCAUAGGCCUAUGAAGUUCAGGACAUGGCGGAUGACUUAUCACUACCAGACAGCCUAGAAAAGUUGGAGAUUGACAUUAAAAGGGUCACAGAGAGGAAUUCUCUCUCUACAUCAAAUCCAUUCAGUCAAAAGACUGUUAUAACUGUUGAUGAAAGAGCUUUGCUGAAAUCUCUUAGUCUUUCUGGAGAGAAGUGUGUAAGUACCUCAUGUAAGUGUAAUACACAAAAACAUAAAUCUCAUAAAAAUGGAAAGCUGGAAGGAAAUCUGAGAUCAUCUACGUUUAAGCGAAGCAUUGUUCGCAAGAGCAGAUUGAAUUUCUUGACCGGAUCAUCUGUAUGCAAACGAAAAAACCGACAUAAUAGUAUACUGAGAGAUCCAAUUUUACACUUACCAAGUUUUUCACCUUUGAAACCAGCAAGGUUUUCUGUGAUGGAAGUGAGGCUCAGAAAUGUCACCCAGUUCAGAGUUACUGAAUUAAUUAUAAGCCCAGAAGUAUCAGGUGUAGUACCAUUUGGAAAUAAUGUCACUCCCAGUGAUUUCAAAUCUCUGUUCCUAAAAUGUGAAAACUCCAAUGAAGAAACAAAGGACUAUGAGACAGUGAACUUUCAAAAUCUUCAGGCUGGCACUUCAUUAUUGACAAUAACAGAUGAUGAUGACGAUGAAAGCAAAAGCACUAAAACAGCUGCAAAAUCCUCACCAAAUCGUGGCACUCAAGGACAAACUUGUUCACAGCAAGCUCUCAUGUCGACUCCAACAAAUUGUGAUGAUGUAACUAUUGAUGAACUGGCAAGUUAUUUUGACGUUUUUGUGCAUAUCCCAAAGAAGAUGUCUCACAUGGCUGAAAUGAUGUAUAUUUAAGUGUCCAGGUUUAAGAAAUGUUUAUUUUAUAGCUGCUUUAAUUUAUCUGCUGUUGCCCUUUUUGCCUCCCUUUCUUUCAGUGAUAAAUUUUUGUACCCUUUGUGAAAAAUAAUUUGUUGUUUAAGAAAUUCUUUAAACUAUCUCAGGUAUGAUGAGAGAUUAUUGUGCAUUAAGUAUUGUGCAUUAAAUAUUGUGACGCUAACAUUCAUUAGUCAUGUAGGAGUAAUGUCUGUUAAACUUGGCUGUAAUGUGAGACAAGGAAAAAUAAAUUGUAUGAUAUGUUUU